This is a messenger RNA of Archocentrus centrarchus (flier cichlid), 2116 nucleotides long. RefSeq lists its product as uncharacterized. The record is from RefSeq and is a predicted model, not a curated record. The coding region runs from base 140 to 973 and encodes 277 amino acids. The transcript has 7 exons. Lineage: Eukaryota; Metazoa; Chordata; Actinopteri; Cichliformes; Cichlidae.
CCACUAUGACCCUUGUGGCGCUGUUGUGCGUUUGCGAUGCGGUACUUCUAAAAAUUUCCACUUUGAAACUUUAGCCGAGACAGGACAGUUAACCCACCGCUCGCUACAGCAAUCAGUGGCCCGUAUUCAUUUAUUAAAGAUGCACAAGAAAGUUGUAUUCUACCCAGGUAAAACCUGUGUGGUGUUCCGCAAGGGGCCACUCGGAUACCUCCUCCAAGACCCGUCAGAUGAAGCUCGGCGGAUAAAAGACAACACCAAACUUCAGAACAAGUCUGUAGCAAUGAGGGAGGACCUGGUACAUCAGAAUGCUCUGACUGUGGUCCGUCACAGAGGAGGGGAUGCCUCCGACAGGCGUGAGGUGCAAGGAGAGUACAUCCUGCAGUUUGGAAAAUAUAAAGGAAAAUCUUUCCGGUGGCUUCUGGAAAAUGAUGUUGGGUACACCAUGUAUCUGAUCAAAAGUCUCCAGGAGGAAGAGGCUGCAGGGAUCGCCAUGGCUGAAAGGCAUAGUAAGGAUAGCCUGCAGUCAUUUGUACAGUAUGCCCUCAGUUUUACGGAGAUAAAGUCUCUUCAGGAUUAUGAGGCCAGCAGAGUGAGUGCUGCAGCAGAAGUCUCCUGUGAAGAUGAUCAGCUUGUUGGCUUUGGCUUACAAUCUAAGAGCACAUGGAAGGAGAUUUGGGAUGGCAGAGGUGAUGGCUACGCGGCCUUUAUCAUGGAAAAGAGCUGCAUUCAAGAAACACGGAUGUAUAAGCUGCAGCAGUACUUGCGCAAGAAGCAUCAGUCUGCCUCAGCUAGCACAAGGACCUCCACCAAACCCAUUGGAAUGGAUGAUGACAAAGAGUUGGAGGAGGCAAUGCUGAGUGUCUCACCUGAAAAACUUGAAGCCAACAGCUUAGUUACUGUGCCAGCAGCAGCAGCAGCAGCAGCAGAAGUACCCACACCCAGAGUGCCUUCAGGAGCAAAGACAGGUUUUUAAUGAAAGGUUUCAGAACUGGAGUACAAUUGUUUUACACGACGAAUUGCCCUCCAAAACUGAACCUUAACUUAAACUGUUAUAUCAUGUUGUUCUUGUGUUUGUGUUCUGGCCAUGUUCCGGCCACAUUCCUCCGAUAGUUUAGUUGUGUGCUGGCAUGAUAUUAACUGCUGUAAGGACUAUGAAUUGAUACCUGCCUUCAUGAAUUGAUAUCAACCACAAGGGGUGAGUAUGCACUUUUGUCCUUUAUGGGUGUUGUAUUAAAAGCGAUCAAGUAGCACUAGGCACUAACACCUGAAUGAAUGGUUGUUCAUUGACUCAUGUUGCUUCUCCUGCUUCAACAAGUAGAGGUUAGAAGAAUAAAUUUGUUUAGUUUCUGUUGCAAUUAGAUAUUUUACAUUUGUUUAACAAUGAGAAACAGGAGAAGUAAGAGUAUGAAUGUUUGAGUUCCUACUAACACCAACACUCACAUACAUUGUAAAUUAUGAAGUGACUAACACGUUUUUCCAUUGUAGCUCCCUCUGCGGCACUGUCCAUACCCCCUUCCGACACAACUACUGAACUUCAAGCAUCAUCAGCUGAUGGUGCAGCCUCAAAAGAUGAGAAGAGCAAGGUUCCUGUGCCUGUACCAAAGGAGCUGUCGUUUCUACUGAAGGAGACCACAGAUCAAACACAAGGGCCUGAGUCAAAUCCAGGGCCCAGCACAAGUGUUGCUUGCACAUCUGUGCGCAAAGUUCUCACUUUUGAAGACAGCAAUGAAGAUGGAGUGGAAAAGGCAGGAUACCACUGGGUGGACAGGGAUUGCUGUGCACCGUUUAAGAUCCCGGACUGCAUCCCUGGUGAAAAUCUAGACUGGGAUGCCUGGAAAACCACUCCUGCUAUUAUUGCUGCAGCCACAUCUGGACCACUGGCAAACUCUUGUGCCUCUCGAACAAAUUAUAAUCCAAACAUUGUUGUUAAACUGGACUUGUUCCACUGCCUGAGGCGAUUUUCACGAGAAUGCACCUCUGAGCAUCACCCUCUGAAUCUUGUUAUUCCUAAAACACUUCACAUAAUGAAUACAGUCCAUGCUUUUUGUAUAGGAGUUACAGCUUUUAUCUUUCUAACCUUUCUGUUCUAUUUAUGUUAUAAUAAAUAUGACUGCGU